This is a messenger RNA of Ixodes scapularis (black-legged tick), 1341 nucleotides long. Its product is annotated as major facilitator superfamily domain-containing protein 3-like. Gene Ontology annotation, cellular component: membrane. Gene Ontology annotation, molecular function: transmembrane transporter activity. NCBI's taxonomy places the organism in Eukaryota, Metazoa, Arthropoda, Arachnida, Ixodida, Ixodidae. The coding region runs from base 1 to 1341 and encodes 446 amino acids. Gene Ontology annotation, biological process: transmembrane transport. The record is from RefSeq and is a predicted model, not a curated record. The transcript has 4 exons.
AUGGGCUCUAUCGUGGACUCGUUUUUCAUGUAUGCCUAUCUGGCCGUAUUGUAUUUUGUACAAGGGGUCCCAUACGGCGUGCAGGACAAGUUACUACCCCAAUACCACCGUUCGGCAAGAUUUCCCUACAGCCAGGUGACCUUAGCGCGCAUUCUACUGUUACCCUGGCUCUGCAAGCCACUUUACGCGUCCUACAUCGAGAAGCACUGGACCCAGAAACGAUGGCUUCAGCUUUUUCUCCUCAUUCUCAUGGCGGUUACAUGGGUCAUGUCGUACUUCGGAGACCAAGUCUCUUAUUUCAUUGUCACGCUCCUGAUCCUCAAUAUUGUGUCGGCGUCGCUGGACAUCUCUGUGGACGGCGUUGCCAUGGACGUUCUGCACGGGGCUCAGCUUUCGGUAGGCAACGCUGUACAGGUCGGAGCUUACAAAGCCGGCGCGAUUUUUGGCGGUGGGCUACUCCUGGCUUUGCAGUUUCUUGCCGGUCUUAAGGGCGUUCUUCGGGGUCUAACUUUUGUCUAUGCCAUUGGCUUGAUAGCGGUCACUUUUCGAAGCGACGGUGAGGAGAGUCAAGAAGAAGCUGACUCAUCAGCGGCUGAAGCUACUGGUGAGGCUGCAGGGAACGAUGGAGUCGAGGGUCUUCGGAGACGUAAGAGAGACCCCGAAUCGUUAAAAACCGGCACGGCUAAGGAGGCCAAAGAAGACGAUACCGUUGAGUCUACAGGACCACUGCCAGAGUCGUUCUUUGGAAAGGUCAAGUGGGUCUUGUCUGUCGAAGGUACCAUGGGGCUUCUGGUCUUCCUGUUGUUCUACAAGUCGGGAGAGUAUGGUAUCCUCACUACUUAUCCGUCCUUCCUGCUUGAACGAGGAUACUCCUACUUCACGGUCGGCUUCCUCAACGGAGUGUUUGCUGAAGUGCUGUCCGUGUUCGGGUCGCUCUUGGGUGGCUACAUGUCUCGCCAGACAAGGGACAACACAAAGCUCCUGCUGAAGAUGUGUUUCGUGAGGGUCUUGCCUGCCGCCCUUAUCUUUCUGACCAACACCAGGCUGUUUGGAAAACCGUCCAACGUUUAUGUGGGUGUGAGCUCCAUGCUCUUCCUGAACUUCAUCAGCGGCAUGAUCACGACGGUGGUGUUCACCAUCAUGAUGAGGCGGUCCCAGCAGGUGGCCAAGGGCUACAAGACCACUCACUUCUCGUUCCUCUGCACCGUCGAGGUGCUCGGGAAGCUGGCCUUUUCCAUUCUGGUGGGCCCUUGCAUUGACCUGAUCGGGAAACCUGCCACCUACUUUGUUAUGACGGCAUUUACGGCUUUCAGUGUUGCCACGGUGAAGUAUGUCAAGUGA